CUUGCACUAAUAAGUACACCAACAGUUGGAGUUGGAAUAUGGGACAUUCUAAUGAGAGCAAGCGCCGUAUCAGCCAAAUAGGCGCCACAACUCUCAUCUAAAGCCUUUUUCAGCGAAAAAUCCGGCCUAUAAACAGCCAUAUUUAUUUGCACCUUCGUUCACUAAAUCACAGAGCGCCCGGCAUUCACUGUCCGAAUCUUGCAUGAUUAUUGUGAAUAAUUAUAGGAGGCACUAGAGUCGCAAAGCCGUUACUUUUAUUAGGUAUACAAUGACUGGCGUUGUAAGUAUUUGAGGCGUGUUUAGUCUCUCGAAUUCCCCAAUGGCUUCGAACCUGCAACCUUCUACUUCAUACACCCACAACACUUACAAUAUCCUGCGCCAUAUUGACCAUAUCAAAACAAAAUUUAGAACUCUUUUUCACAAACACAUUAUGUCAAGGCUCAGGAUUCCUAAGCUCAUUCCAGAUGGACUUGAGGAAGCAGACAGGGCUAUCUAUCAAAAAAUUAUAGAUACUGUCGGUGAUCUACGCAAAGAGAACUUUGUCAUUCCACAUGUUGUUGUCAUCACAGAUCUUGGCAAGGACUAUGAUGAUCUUACUGCCAUGAUAGUUUUGAAGGAACUUCAUCGUUUGGGUGCUAUUAAACUAGAAGGUUUUGUAGCUAACCUAUUCCCGGCGGAUAAAAGAGCACACCUCGGACGGAGAGCUCUUGAUCUUCUAGGACUUCAGGAUGUACCUGUUGGUGAAGGGACCAAAGGCACUGAUGACCCUGCAAAGUCCCAGUAUUAUGAGUUUCCUCCCAAUGUCAUGGGAAAGGAGCCUUAUCCUAUUCAACCCGAAGGAUUGAAAUGCUUGAUGGACAUUAAGGCUAAAGCUGAAAGCGAGGGUUUUAAGCUUACAUUCUGUCUUAUAUCUUCUCUACAAGAUAUCUGUGAGUUUGAAAGACAGCUACAGCCACAGGAUUUAUUACAGCCACAUCCCCUCAAGCAAAUUACAGCCAAGGUAGUCCUUCAAGGCGCUUACAAUCUCGAAAAUUGCCCUGGCCCUCAAAGGCGCAGCAUCCUAAAAGCUGAUAGGAUAGCCGCCAACAAUGAUUUUAAUUGGCCAGCUGCGGAAGCUUUUCACUCAUUCCUAGACCGAGAAAAAGUUCCUUCAGUCGUCUAUACUAAAACUGCAGCCUAUGAUUCAUAUCUGAGGCCCUCCAUAUUUGAAGAUAUGUCCAAAACUGGACAAGCUUUGGGCAUUGCUCUGAAGGGAAUUGAGGGACCCCAAAACACAAGGUUUUAUGAAGGAUCUUGUAACAUGGUGGGAGGCAAACCUGCUCCUUUCAUGCCAGGUAGAGAUCAGCAAUGGUUCUUAUCACGAAGAACCCAUUAUUUCGACAACAGAAAACGUGAAUCAAAUCCCGAAUUACUUCCUAAAGGUGCAGAAAUCUUGAAAUACUGCAAAGUCAUCGUCUAUGACGCGCUAGCUGCUCUAGGCACGUUGCCUGAGGCAAUUUUGGAUGCAUUAGAUGUCCUCGAAAACCCCAAUUACGAAAAACAACCGGCUCAUAACGAGCUACAUCGAGUCGUAGGCAUUAAGCCUGAGAAAAACUGGGAAUCGGCUACGCAGGAUGAUCUUGACAAAGCCCGGUCAUUCAAGGAUGAGGAGAAUCCGUUCAAAUCCCCAGCAAGCACUACGGGAAAUAUGAAGAAGGUGCUUGAGGCGCUUUUGAUGGGUGCUAUGUUGGAUUGUAAAUCUAGGGGUAUUGGUUACGAGUCUGUGGAUGAAUCUGGUGUUAACAAGGCAAAAUAAUGACGGGUAUGGAUGGAUCUAUGCUUUUGGUUGGGAUAUUGAAUAUGUAUUAUUCGGUACAGGGACAAAGCAUGGACUUUGAGAUCUCGGAGUUGGGGUUUUUGAGUUACGGACUUGAUAUCCAAACCUCAGAGAUUGAGUUAGGGAAGGAUAUUUGGUUUCACUGGUUAUGAUAGAUACAGAUGAACAUCUAAGUGUUCUAGUCCGUUGAGUUUACAUCGGCUGAGUUUUAGAUGUUUAAUUCAAUUUUAAACAUUUUACAUAUAUACAUACAUUCAUG
This is a messenger RNA of Sclerotinia trifoliorum, 2075 nucleotides long. The record is from the annotation of a GenBank genome assembly. NCBI's taxonomy places the organism in Eukaryota, Fungi, Ascomycota, Leotiomycetes, Helotiales, Sclerotiniaceae.